Messenger RNA from Trichomonas vaginalis G3, 1032 nucleotides. RefSeq names its product protein ubiquitination. The record is from RefSeq and is a predicted model, not a curated record. NCBI's taxonomy places the organism in Eukaryota, Parabasalia, Trichomonadida, Trichomonadidae. The coding region runs from base 1 to 1032 and encodes 343 amino acids. The transcript has a single exon. Gene Ontology annotation, molecular function: protein binding.
AUGACCUCAAAAUUUGAUCCGAAUACUGUGGUAGAUGAUAUCAACAAGUUCAUUGACAGUGAAGAAUUUGUUAAUGAUCGAAGUAAAGAAGAGAUUUGCCAAGUUUUGGAACUUUGUGAAUUAAAUAUCAAUCAAGCUAUUACAUUUUUCACAAACCUUGGCAGAAAGUAUGAUUGCCACCAACUAUUUGAGUUUUUACAACAUUCAUCGAUUCUUUUUGGUCAAGAUUUGAAUUCCGUCAGGCGCCUAUUAAACAUUUUAAGCAAAAAGCUCGGCACGGACUUCUUCAGCAGUUUGUCAACGUUUCUACAGCUGUUUUCGCAAAACGCUGAACGCUCAACUAAUGGAGAAGAAAUUCAAAAGCUUAAAUCCAUUAUUACUGAAAAGGAACAAGAAAUUAGCAGCUUAUACCAAGCCCUCAACUCCCUUAAUAAGCAAAUCGUAACUAUUUACGAAAAAUCCCAAAAUCCCAAAGUCAUCAAGCCAAAAUCCACUUCAAAUUAUAAUGUCAAUAUUGAGAGUUUGAAAAUGGUUCCUAAGGACUCCAAAAACUUCUACAAUAUAUAUAAUCUACUCAAUGCAUGCGCCCUUCAAGAUGAUGAUGAGACAAUAAAGUUUGCGAUCGCUAACAACUUCCACGAGGUGAAGCAUGACUACCACGGAAGAAACAUCUUAAUUCAGACUGAAGCGAAAGGGGAUCUGAAAUUUGCAAAGAAACUUAUCGAGUUCGGUGCAGAUCCUAAUGCAAAAGAUCAGUAUGAUAAUACUGCAUUUUAUUUCUUCUGCGAUAAAGGAAAUCUCGAAGCAGUCAAAUAUUUUUCUUUACCAAAAUUUGACAUAAAUUUGAAGUUCUCUUCAGGCUGUACGGCUUUGAUGAUAGCAUGCAAGAACAACCACACUGAUAUUGUCGAAUACCUCCUUUCUUUACCUGGAAUUGACGUCAAUUUAAGGGACAAAAUAGGAUUCACGGCAGAUAAUUAUGCUUCUUCUCCUAAAAUUAAAGCACUCCUCAAAGGGAAACUCGGAUCUUAA